Molecule: messenger RNA, 3190 nt
Organism: Puntigrus tetrazona (Sumatra barb)
Lineage: Eukaryota; Metazoa; Chordata; Actinopteri; Cypriniformes; Cyprinidae
Gene: cpeb1a
Product: cytoplasmic polyadenylation element binding protein 1a
Exons: 13
Coding region: 123-2309 (728 amino acids)
Biological process (GO): negative regulation of cytoplasmic translation
Cellular component (GO): synapse; neuron projection; nucleus
Molecular function (GO): ribosome binding; mRNA 3'-UTR binding; translation factor activity, RNA binding
Source: RefSeq, a predicted model, not a curated record
CUGUUCUGGCAGACCGAGUGUGUGUGUGAUGGAGUGAGCAUGGCUUUAACACUAGCAGCAGUGUGUGAGGUUUGAGCAGGCCGGUCACAUGUUUAACGGGUCAGUGAUGAACACACAGCGGUAUGAUGACCUCCGCUGGACCCACGGCAGGUCGGUGUAGGAAACCAGGUUCGGUUGUGGGUCUCUGUAACUCUCUCUCUCUCUCUCUCUCUCUCUCUCUCAUAGAUGGUUCGGGCACAGAUGAAUCUCUGCUGGUUAGCAGCAUGCUGUUCUCUCCAGAGCAGCAGGAUCCUCUGGCUGCCGUGCCCAGUGGUGAUGAGCUCAACCUGGACCUGCUGUCUCUGAGCUUCCCGUGCUGGAAGCCCUGGAGCCGCCCCGAGUACCAGCAGCCGCCCCGGCCCUCCUCCCAAACGCCCGCGCUGGAUCUCUUGGGUUCUUCAGAAGACGGUGAUUCGGGUCAGCAGCGCUCUUUCCAGGCCCUUGAGUCUGCGUCUGGAGACGCUCUGGACCGCUACUGCAGCAUGGUAGCAGCGAUCGAACCUCCAUCUAUCAGCCCUGCCAACUGCAAAAACAGUGCCAUCUUGUCAGGAUCUGACCACCUGGUCUCUCACAGAGUUUCUCCUCUGUUGCUGCCUGGACUGCAAACGAAGGGUGUGAAACUAGACACUGAGGCCCGUUUAGAGAAGAAUCCCCUCAACGCCUUGAAGAACGCUCCCAGCGUUCAGGCCGAGGAGUCAGUGGUCGGGUGCUUGUUCACAGAUCCCAUCUGGCAGGGCUGGGACACUUCAGCCUUGAGCAAACCCAAGUUCUCCAUCGAGAGAGAGGCCGAACUGCAUAAACAAGCUGCAGCGCUGGAUCUCUUGGGUUCCUCAGAAGACGGUGAUUCGGGUCAGCAGCACUCUUUCCAGGCCCUUGAGUCUGCGUCUGAAGACGCUCUGGACCGCUACUGCAGCAUGGUAGCAGAUCCCAUCUGGCAGGGCUGGGACACUUCAGCCUUGAGCAAACCCAAGUUCUCCAUCGAGAGAGAGGCCGAACUGCAUAAACAAGCUGCAGCGCUGGAUCUCUUGGGUUCUUCAGAAGACUGUGAUUCGGGUCAGCAGCGCUCUUUCCAGGCCCUUGAGUCUGCGUCUGGAGACGCUCUGGACCGCUACUGCAGCAUGGUAGCAGCGAUCGAACCUCCAUCAUGCAGCCCUGCCAACUCCAAAAACAGUGCCAUCUUGUCAGGAUCUGACCACCUGGUCUCUCACAGAGUUUCUCCUCUGUUGCUGCCUGGACUGCAAACGAAGGGUGUGAAACUAGACACUGAGGCCCGUUUAGAGAAGAAUCCCCUCAACGCCUUGAAGAACGCUCCCAGCGUUCAGGCCGAGGAGUCAGUGGUCGGGUGCUUGUUCACAGAUCCCAUCUGGCAGGGCUGGGACACUUCAGCCUUGAGCAAACCCAAGUUCUCCAUCGAGAGAGAGGCCGAACUGCAUAAACAAGCUGCAGCCGUAAACGAAGCCACUUACACCUGGGAAGGACGACUUCCUCCACGUAACUUCAAAAACUCUGUUUACUCCUGUAAAGUGUUUCUGGGAGGAGUGCCGUGGGACAUCACGGAGGUGGAUCUUUUGAACACUUUUAGUGUUUUUGGUCCACUGAAAGUCGAGUGGCCUGGGAAAGAUGGAAAAUAUCCUUGCUGUCCACCGCAAGGUUAUGUGUAUCUGCUGUUUGACUGGGAGAAGUCAGUGAAGACGCUCCUGCAGGCCUGUACUCAGCAGCGCCCGCAGUCUGACGAUUAUCUGGAGUUUUACUACAAACUGCCCAGCAGAAGGAAACACAGCAAAGUGCAGGUCAUCCCAUGGAGGAUCUCUGACAACAACUUCAUGUGCUGUCCCUCCCAGAGGCUCUCUUGCAUUAGGACGGUGUUCGUGGGAGCUCUGCACGGGAUGUUAAACGCAGAGGGUCUGGCUCACAUCAUGGACGAGCUUUUCGGAGGGGUCAUGUAUGCAGGCAUCGACACUGACAAGCACAAAUAUCCCAUGGGCUCUGGCAGAGUGAUGUUCAGAAAUCAGAGCAGCUACUUGAAAGCCGUGACGGCAGCAUUUGUGCAGAUAAAAACCUACAAGUUUUCCAAAAAGGUCCAGAUUGACCCUUAUCUGGAUGACUCCAUGUGCCAAAUAUGCAACAGUAAGCCUGGGCCGUUCUUCUGCAGGGCUCAGGCCUGUUUUAAAUACUACUGUCGGUCAUGCUGGCAUUGGUGGCACUCUCAGGAUGUGUUGAGCAGCCAUCAGCCUCUCAUGCGCAACCAGAAGGACCAGAACCACAAAUAACGGCCCUCCCAUCCGGCGGCGUAGAGAAGAGUCCGGGCUGAGUUCACUGUUUUGAGGAGGAAAGUCACUGCGUUGUUUUGCACUGCUCUCGUUCUCGUUCAUUAAGGCUCUAUGCACACUAAAGGGUUCGUUGACGGUGACCCGUUCGCACAGAUGACCAGACAGCCAUUGCCAUGGAGAUCUGAUUUUAAUUAUUGUGUUUAAGAUUAUAGGAUGCACAGAUUUUAUGUUUAUCUCGCAGGUUUGCAGGCAAAUGCCAGUCAGUGCCUUGGCUUAUCUUUUGGUUCCCAGUGUUUUAGGACCAUUUCUUUUAAUAUUUUAUUUAUUUAUUUUAUUUAGUUUUACCUGCUCGUCUCCUGCUGAGUUGGGUCAUAGUGUAUGAUCCAGAUUUUAACGUUUGCCUGCCUCAAGCAUCCUUUAGUUUCACCUUUUUAUUUGAACACUCUUUUAAAUUGGUUGAUGAGCAUGCUUCAGGACGUGACAAGCUUAGCAACCACCCUGCUGUCAGUCAUCCAUCAGAAACAUGUUAGCGAUUCUGGACGGUUCUCUAAACUCUGUGCUGUAUAUAGUUUUUAUCAAACCAUUGCACUUUUUUAAAUUAACCUAGCACAACUUUUGCCAGUAGUUUUAAAAGCGUUUGUUUGAGCAGAUAGAAGUGCAAUCCUCGCUUGGAGUUUGGUGUAUUGUGUUCAUCCCUUUUAACCUUAGUUAAGCCGCUCUGGUUUCUCGCUGAUGCUGUGCCAAAGAAUAUAAUCUCUUCCUCGUUGCCUUUUGCAGCCUUUUUAGAAUUUCAAAGUCUCUACCUCAUUGCUCUGCAAGUAUCGCCGUGGCUAAUUACAAAUGUUCAGAUUAGGCUAAAUAAAGUUGUUGAAGCACUGCAA